This is a messenger RNA of Heterotrigona itama, 1327 nucleotides long. The record is from the annotation of a GenBank genome assembly. NCBI's taxonomy places the organism in Eukaryota, Metazoa, Arthropoda, Insecta, Hymenoptera, Apidae.
AUGAAAGAAAACAAUCUGUUAGUAUGAAACUUUAUCUAAUAGGAAAUAGAUUAAAUAAAAAAAGAAAAAGAUAAAUAAAAAUAAAAAUAUUGUUAUUAAUAAUAGUAAUUAAUUUCUAACAAUUACCGAAACAAGGACAAAAAACUAUUAAUUGUAUUUAUUCAGUUACAUUUAUAUUAUGUAAUUUAUUUUGAUAUACAUUAUCUAAGAAUGAUACUGCGACCUUUCUCUCAAGUAUGGCCGAUAAACCUACAGACAUUCCGUCACAAAUAUUUCUGAGCUGCGUUUCACGUUCGUCUUGUGAAGACAACAGUUUGUACAAGGAGAACGUGUUGUUUGUUCAGAUAAGUCACUAUGCAGGAAUUAAUUGGAGAUGUCGCAAAGAAAUUACAUACUGGCAGGAGUCGGAAUGAUCAAACGAUAACGGACAUGAAAUUAUGGCUUCGGAGAUCUAUAGACGUUCUCGUCGACCGAGCCGAGAAUGACAUCGAAAUUAUUAUUCCUGGCUACACGCACUUACAACGUGCCCAGCCGAUAAAAUGGAGUCAAUGGUUGCUUAGUUACGCGUGGUAUGCGAAAACGGACGUGGAGAGAUUGCAAGAGUUACGAAGAAGAGUAAAUGUGUUGCCUCUGGGCAGUGGCGCCAUAGCGGGGAAUCCCUUCCAAAUUGAUCGACGUUUCUUGGCCAGCGAAUUGAAUUUCUCUGAAAUAACAGAAAAUAGCAUGUACGCUGUAGGUGACAGAGAUUUUGUCGCCGAGUUCCUCUUUUGGUCCUCAUUAACGGCGAUCCAUCUGAGUCGUCUUUGCGAGGAUCUGAUCAUUUAUAGUAGCAAGGAAUUCGAUUUCGUGAGAUUAGCCGAACAAUUUUCAACGGGUAGCAGCCUGAUGCCUCAGAAACGUAAUCCUGAUUGUAUGGAGUUGAUUCGAGGGAAAACUGGCACACUCCUCGGAAAAUGCAUGGGUUUCAUGACUACUUUAAAAGGAAUUCCGUCCACAUACAACAAGGAUCUUCAGGAAGAUAAGGAAGCUUUGUUCACGUCGGUCGAUGUUUUAAAUUGCAUGUUUGUUAUUAUCACGGGAGCGUUGGAAACGCUUAAGGUGAAUAACAGGAAGUGUGCGGAAGCUCUAUCAUCUGAUAUGUUGGCGACGGAUAUGGCAUAUUAUCUCGUACGAAAAGGGCGAAAAGUUCGAUGAAGACGUGAUGCAACUUUGGGAUUUCUGCAACAGCGUUGAACAGUACAAGGUAACAGGUGGGACCAGUACAUCAGCAAUAAUUGGACAAAUCAGCAAUCUUCGAGCUUGGUUGCAGCAAGCUAAUUCCGCCUGA